Messenger RNA from Dentiscutata erythropus, 2139 nucleotides. The record is from the annotation of a GenBank genome assembly. NCBI's taxonomy places the organism in Eukaryota, Fungi, Glomeromycota, Glomeromycetes, Diversisporales, Gigasporaceae.
AUGUCAUCUCAUAGACAUCACGGACACGAUUCUGCUACGCCAACAACUCCUCCCGUUUCCACUACUUCUACCUCUUCUUCUAAUAUCAGCUUGGUUAAAGAAGAUAAUCAUCAACCUUCUUCCCCUCCUUUAUCAUCUCCUACAACUCCUUUACAAAGCUCUGAUCUUUUAAAACUUGAACCUUCUUUACCUUCAUUGGUUUCUGUAUUUGCUUCAUCUUCUAAUAAUAUCAAUAAUGAUAGUGAUGAAGAUGAGAUUGAUGAAUUAUUACCACAACAGAAAUUACGUGAUCAACGUCACAAUUCGGUUGAUAAUUAUCUUUCUUCUCCAAUAACUAAUGACACUUCUCCUUCACUACAACCUCUUUCUAUUGAUAAUGCUCGUUCGGCCGCUAGUAUUUCAAAUCUAAUCAAUCAUGAUGAUGAUCACGCUUCUCCUACAUCACAAAUUAGUAGUAGAUCAAUCUCUCCAUCACCGGAAACUCCUCGUAAUAAUGUCUCCAUUUUAAAUGAACCAAGAUUUAUUAAUAUAGAGUUUCAUAACUCCAAUAACUCCGAUUUUUCUACUACGGCUACUUCCAAAAAGAAAAGAAAGGGUGGUCACGAUAUUGAUGAUGAUAUAUCUAAAAAUAAACGUAUUUCUGAUUCUUCAUCAAAAAGGCAACGUAAAAAUGUACAUAAAUCUUCUACUUCCGUAACUUCUGUAACUUCCGUAACCAAUACUCCUAUUUCAACAACAAUUAUCGAUGAAACCGAUGAUGUAACUACUUUAAAUGGGUCUAUACCUCCUUCACCGGUUCCUUCAUCAGGUUUUGAUGAAAUGAUUAUCGAUGAUCAAAUUUCUGAUGAUUUUUCAAAUGCAAAUUCUCCAACGAAUACUAGUGGAAAUCUUACUUUUUCUUCAAAACAAAAUCGUAAAAAACCUUAUAUUCCUCCUGAUCAUUGGAGAAAUUUAUCUGAUCAAGAAAAAGAUGAAUGGAAAAGAAAAGCUGAAGAAGCAAAAGAACGUCAUAUGAAAGCUUGGCCUGAUUAUAAAUAUCAGCCUAGAAGAAGAGUUGUUGGUCCAACUUUUAAAAAACCAUUAAAGGGUCCUGGUGCUCCUGCUAAACUCGAUAACGUAGGUGAUUUUGAUACCGGUUCUCGUCGUAAUAUUAAUGAACAUAUGAAAGCAAAUAUGGACAAUUUCGUUAUGGAGAUUUCUAAAUCUUUUCAAGGAAAAUCUAAUAUUGAUGGUGAAAUUCCUAUUAAUGAUUCUCAUGAUUCACGUGAGUUGACAGAUAUAUCUUCUCAAAGGAAAUCAAUUAUAAUAAUUGAACGUGGUUCAAAAGAAUUGAAUAAAAUAGUAGCUCCUCCAAUGCAAUUAUUACCGCCCACCCAACCUACGAUGAUUUCACCACCCGCUGCCACAGCUCGUGGUGCUCUUAUUGUUCUUGAAGGUUGUGAAGAUGGUACAACUGCAUUACAAUCAACAAAGCUGCUUGAAUUUUUAAAGAAUGAGGGUAUAAAAGCUCGUUUGUGGAAAUUUCCUGAUACCACAACCCCUUCUGGUACUGCUCUUAAAGCAUAUAGAUCAAGCAAUCGUCAACCACAUCCAAAAACUCUUCAUUUACUUGUUGCUGCACAUUGGUGGGAACUUAUGCCUAUAAUGAAAGAACAUCUAAUUAAUGGUACAACUUUAAUAGUAGAUAAAUAUGUUUACUCAUCAAUCGCUGCUUCUGCCUCUGCGGGUUUAGACCUUAAUUGGUGUAAAGCUAGUUAUGUGCACUUGUUAUGCCCUGAUUUGAUCUUUUUCUUAAAUGUAGAAAGAGAAUCAAAUGAGGUAGACCAACAAUCUCAACUUCCACAAUCUACUCAACUUCCUCACGUUAAUGAUGUGCUUGGAACUAAUAGUAAUGAUAAUCUUGAUGAAAGCAGACGUGCAUCUGAAUGGCAAAAAAGAUUACAAGAUGCAUUUGCUCGAUUGGCCGAAGUUCAAUGGAAGAUUUUAGAUGCUCGUAAAUCAAAUACUUUGGUUCAUACUCAAAUUCUUGAAGCUUCAAUUGAGGUUAUUGAAAGAUGUCGCAAAUAUACAAGUGGUUAUAAUAGUGGUUGUCUGCUAAGUAGUUUUUUGUUAGUUGAAACUCAAAUAACAAGAUCUUGA